CGCAGCCAGGCGGAGAUACGAGGUUGCACUGCACUGCAAAUCAGCAGCAGCGAUCGCCGCCGGUGCGAUCGCUGGGCUGCCAACCCGCAUGCACCACACACAGCCCUGUGAUGCAGUGCCGCUCGAUCCCGUGUCGCUGAUCAUUUUCGCGUUGUAGAGCUAUAUGGACUAAACGUUUGCAUAUUCUGUCCGUUUCAACCGCAACGACGAGCAGCGUGGCCGUCUUGGCGCACUUCCGAAUUGGCAUGGAGAGCCCCAACAGCGUGUACGUGGCGCUGGCCGCCAACAUGGGCGCGCAGCUCGCGAGAGCGGUCUCGCGCCACACGCUCUGCUCGUGGAUCCACGGAGAGAAGCGCGGGUGCAACAUCUUUCGGUCCGUCGCCGGCGCGCUCAACGUCCACGCGACCGCGAUGCACGUGCACACGCCGUUCAACCUGGCCGCGGACGCGCUCUUGGCGACGACGACCGAGGUAUACUGCGCCAUGAUGCGGAAUCUCUCGUCCGACUUUGUGGCUGGCGACGUCCUGCGCACGAUCGUCGGGCCGACGCCCGAGUCGCCCAACCGGUACAUUGCAUUGACGUCGGCCGCGUUCAAGAACGACAAGCUCUUCCAGAAGGCCAAGGACUUUGUCUGUCUCGAGUACGUCGACGUGGUGCAGAGCGGCGCGCGGCAGCUGGCCUUCCGCGUGCUUCAGGCCCUCCCGAGUGUCGACAACAAUGGCGCCGACGGCGACCGCCCGAACGCACCCAUGACCGGCCUCGUUUUCGCCACGAGCUCGUCACAAGAUCAGAUCGACGUGUCGUAUCUCUGCUCACUGAGCCAUGAGCUCGAUGCGUCGUACAUCAUCUCGCACGUCGAGCAGUGCUUUGCCGGCAUCUUCAGGCACUUGGACCAAGCCCGCGCUGGCGACUUGCGAUUUGCGAUGCCACAGCUCCAAGUCAUUGCCCUCCCCGAGACGGCGCAAAAGGCCUGCCACGUGUGCGAGCGCGCCUUCCAUUGGGGCUCGACGACCCAUACGUGCUGCCAGUGCGUCAUGAGAGUGUGCAAGUCGUGCGUGUGCACGCGGCUCGUCGAGGUGGCCGGCGCGAGUUUGCCGACGCGGCCCGCGGCCAUCUGUCUGCGCUGCAUGGACUCGGCGCGGCGCAAGAAGAGCGCAGAGCGCAUCGCGAGUCCGAGCGCGUCGAACGAAGCCGAUUUCGCGCCGAUGCUCACGCUCUGGGCCGAGUACGAGCUGCCGACCAAGGAGACGGCGUACCGGCCGCCGCCCGUGCGCAAACUCAGCUUUCCGUUUCGAUCGACAAGCGACAGCAUCCUCGCGUCGCUCAAGAAGCGCCGGGGCAGCAUGGUCGACCUCUUGGCCCCCGUUGCGCUCGAGCGGGCGCGCUCCUAUCCGUCAAGUGAGGUCGACUCGACGUAGUCGUACGAUUGCGUUUAAUAAUUUAACGUCCAGUGUUGGUGGCAUUGCUCA
Messenger RNA from Saprolegnia diclina VS20, 1469 nucleotides. RefSeq lists its product as hypothetical. NCBI's taxonomy places the organism in Eukaryota, Oomycota, Saprolegniomycetes, Saprolegniales, Saprolegniaceae. The transcript is spliced from 4 exons. The record is from RefSeq and is a predicted model, not a curated record. Bases 246 to 1418 code for a protein of 390 amino acids.